AUGAAAGGUGUGCUGAGGUUUGGGAAAAAAGGGAAAUUGAGAUCAUGGUUCAUUGGACCAUUUGAAAUUCUUGAAAGGAUUGGUAGUGUGGCUUACCGACUUGCCUUACCACCCGAAUUGGUAGCAGUGCAUAAUGUGUUUCAUUUCUCAAUGCUUAGAAAAUAUGUUCACGAUCCCAAUCAUGUUGUAAGUUAUCGAACUUUGAAAGUACAAAAGGGCUUGUCAUAUGAAGAAAUUCCAAUGAUGAUUUUGGACAAAAAGGUGCAUCAACUCAAGAACAAAGAAGUUCCACUGGUCAAGGUGCAAUGGCGUAACCAUGGACUGGAUGAGUCAACAUGGGAAAAGGAGGAUGAGCUUAAAAUUAAGUAUCCAGAACUCUUCGAUUAG
This is a messenger RNA of Olea europaea var. sylvestris, 387 nucleotides long. RefSeq lists its product as uncharacterized. The transcript has a single exon. Bases 1 to 387 code for a protein of 128 amino acids. Lineage: Eukaryota; Viridiplantae; Streptophyta; Magnoliopsida; Lamiales; Oleaceae. The record is from RefSeq and is a predicted model, not a curated record.